Messenger RNA from Mytilus californianus (California mussel), 3184 nucleotides. RefSeq lists its product as uncharacterized. Gene Ontology annotation, molecular function: metal ion binding; ubiquitin-protein transferase activity. Lineage: Eukaryota; Metazoa; Mollusca; Bivalvia; Mytilida; Mytilidae. Gene Ontology annotation, biological process: protein ubiquitination. The record is from RefSeq and is a predicted model, not a curated record. The coding region runs from base 121 to 3177 and encodes 1018 amino acids. The transcript has 20 exons. Gene Ontology annotation, cellular component: cytoplasm.
UCUGUUCUACUUCCCAUUUUCGCUUGUACACAGGAAAGAAUUUAAGAGGAAUUUAAGACAGACACAAGGAAUAAUGGUGUGAAGUUUUGUGAAGUGAAGCGAAGUGAAAAAAAUAUUGUCAUGGCAACCAAUUACAAGAAUAUAAAUGGGGACCAUUCAGGAGAGGAGGAUGUCAGAGCUAAAUCAUUUACUACCCCAAGAAUUUCUAAACCUUCAAAGGAUACACAUGCCAUGAGCCAAAAAUACCCAUCUAGUGGAAUCAGUCAACAAAUCACAAACCAAUUCCAGGAAACCCCAGCAGUUCGGCAAAAACAGUUUCAAUCAGGUGGUCAGAAUAUGUACUCAGCAGGGUUUCAACAACAGUAUGCUGGUAUACCAAACCAUAUGCCUGAUAUGAGUGGCCCAUUUCAAACCAGGAACCAAUUUACAACACCAAUGGGGCCUCCUGUUAUGGAACCACCUAAUUACAGUACCUCAGAGCAAGUUCAGUACUUAGCUAGUCAAGUGUUUGAGAUAUUACAGGAGAUAAGAGAAAUCAGAGGAUUUGCUGGACUGAUAAAUAGCAUAAACACAAAAGUGGAAUAUAUGAUAACCCAGAAUAAUGAACUACGCAGCGUUCUUGAUAAUGUACAGUCAGACGUAAAUACUGUAAAGAACCAACCAAUCAGAUAUGUACCUGAAGAUGAUAUUGACUCAGAAGAAGAAACACCCCAUAUAACUCGAAGCUAUGAACAGCCUUUUAAAUAUGAUCAACAUAUCAGUGGAAACGGUGACCAGAAUACUUAUAAAAGAACAGUAGAUACUAGUCAUGGACAAAGCCUUGCAGAAAAUACAAUUAAUAAUGAACCAAGUUCAUUAGUAUCAAUGGAUAAUGGAGGUCAGCGAUCAGUAGCUGAAUCCACUCGGCCACUUGCCUCAAUACCACAAACAGACGAAAUAUAUCCCCCAGGAAGUCAAAAUAAAGCUGUGCCUGUGUAUGGAGGGAAAGACUCAAUAAAAGAAACAGCAGCAGAUACAACACAUAUAACUUUUAAACAGGAAAAACCUAAUGUCCAGUCACUACCAGUACCUGCUCCAGUACAAAAAAAGACUGUUGAAGUUGCAACAGGCCCUAUGAGUUUAAUGUCAGGUCGACAAUAUAAGUGUAAAAAGACUGAUAAUUCUGAUGAUAAUAGACUAAGUCAUUCUAAUAUGCAAAGUGACCAGGAAGAUUCAGACACAGAAGUAGAGCCUGUUGCCAUAGUCAGACCUCAGCCUCGACCUAAAAGUCCAAAGAUAGUCACUGAUAUGAAAGAAGAGUUUAUUCCAGGCAAAAGUGAAAUGCCUAGAGAAACAUAUCCAGACUUUCCAGAUGACAUGAAGUAUCCCAGACCUAAGGAAGACCAGUUCCUGGAACAGUUAGCCUUGUCUGAAAACUUUAAGGCAAGAGAUUGUUUAGAUCCCAAAUCAACAGGAGCUGACACAGUGAUAUGUAUUGAUACAUCAGAGAGUAUGACGGGAGAAUCUUUUAAGGCUUGUGUUAAUUUUGUCAAUCAGUUUGUUGAUUACAUUGAAGAAUGGGCAACUGAAUAUACAAUAGAAGAAAACGUAGCCAUUGUACACUUUGGAAGUGAGGCUAGAAUAUUACAACAGUUAACAAAUGAUUAUAAUAAAGUCAGGGAAGCUGUUGAGAGAAUGAAGUGUGGUGGUCCAACCCCAAUGAUGACUGGCUUGGUAGUUGCAAUGAGUGCUUUGUUCAACAGAGGUGGACCAGUGACUGUACAUGAUAGACAGAUAAAUCCACGUGUUAUAUUAUUGUCUGAUGGUAAAGCCACUGACCACAGGAUUUUUGAAGGACAAGAUAUGUUACAGCCUAAUGGACUAUCAUGGGAAAUGAUUUCAGACAAAUUAGAGGAUUUUGCUGAGAGAGUUAAGUUAGAGAACAGACAUAUUACAUGUGUUCCUGUUGGAAGUGAUGCUCGGGUUGAUGUCCUGAAAAUUCUAGCUGAAACAACUGGUGGAGUUGUAUCAUCAUUGGACAAGGUCAGACAUCUGUCAAGGUCAUUCUUUGUUGAGGUUAUGAUCAGCCAGACAAGAUAUGAAGGAAUAACAGAAGAUAUCAGGACAAACAGACAAGAAAUAGCUGCCUUAGCUAGAAAUCUACAGAAUGGACGCGAGUUAUCUGAAGUUGAGAUGAAUGAAGUAGUCACAAAGGUAAUUCAAGAAACAGAAGAAGAAAUAGAAAUUCAGAGACUCAGAGAACAGCAACGAAAUGAAAUUGAUGAAGAGAGUGAAAUGGAGGUUGGUCUAAGAGUCAGGAGGGGACCAGACUGGAUGUGGGGAGAUCAAGAUGGAUUUGGAACAGGAACUGUCAUAGGGCAUAAAUCUAGAGGAUAUGUUAGAGUAAAAUGGGAUUGUGGGAAUGUCGGUAGAUAUCGUCAUGGUGCCCAGAAUGCACAUGACUUAGUUGUUGUUGAUGAACCAAGGAUUUUACCAGAUGAAGUUUUGAUAGCUGAAGGGGUCUAUGUUAAAAAAGGUAGAGAUUGGGAGUGGGAUGAACAAGAUGGAGGAGAUGGUUCUGUAGGCUGUGUUUAUCAUGUCGAAGAUGAAGGCAUUGUACAUGUCAGGUGGGAGAAUGGUAUCCGUGGCAACUACAGAUAUGGUGGAUUUGGUAAAAUUGACCUUGAGACUAUAACUCCAAGGGAUUAUGAAAGAAUAAAAGAAAAAAGAAAACGUAAUGCUGAAAAACCCACAUCAAAUAUACCAAGAGAAGAGGCCCCUAUUUUUCAGAAUAUAGGUUCUAAUAUACAAACAGAUGGACCAGGUGAGGAACCAGGUGAAGCAACUGGUUUCCAACAGCCAAAUAUAAACAAUAUAAACCCACCACAGACUGGUCCUACUAGUCAGAGAGAACCAUUUGAUACCAGUAACAUACAACAAGAUUCUAAAUCACAACCAGCAGAUUCAAGUGAUGAAACAGCUAGUAUAACUCCAGCAACAUGGCAGUACAACAAAGAUGGUGAAUGGCAAGAUUACUCUGAAAAUGAUUGUUCAAGAAUAGAAAAAUUGUUUUCUACAAGAAAAUCUGGAACUGUGAUAGUCAAUAUUAAUGGAGAUAACUGUCGGGUGAUACCGCAUAAACUGAAGCAGAAAAAUACAAAAACGGAAGUUGAGAGUACUGUCAGGAGAUUAGAAUGAAGGUAAG